GCACUCAAUAAAGUACCACUAAUUUAGUUUCAAAAACAAAAACAAAAACUACCACUAAUUUUGUAAAAUGCACUUCUCUCUCUCUGUGUAUCCAUCGAUUCAUGCUCGUGACAAGCAGAAGAGAUGAUUGAACUGAAUUUCGCAUGUAACAAUGGGGGUAUAUCUUAGCACACCGAAAACUUCGAAAGCAUCCGAGGAUGGUGAGGAUGAUAGGCAUAAGUUUGGUGCGUCAUCCAUGCAAGGAUGGCGAUCAACUAUGGAAGAUGCGCACGCAGCUCUUCUGGAUUUGGAUGAUUCAACGGCUUUCUUUGGUGUUUAUGAUGGCCAUGGAGGUAAACAAGUUGCCAGGUUUUGUGCCAAGUAUCUUCACCAACAGGUGCUCAAGCAAGAAGCAUAUUUGAAUGGAGGAGAUCUAUGUGAUGCUCUGCGACAUGCUUUUCUCAGAAUGGAUGAGAUGAUGAGUGGAGAAAGAGGUUGGCGGGAGCUUGCGACAAUGGGAGAUACUAUGGACCAAAUUACUGGUAAAAUUGAAGGAUUUUUUUGGCACAGGCAUCAUGCAGAAAAUGAAGAGCAUAAACAUCAUGAAGAAAACACAGAACAUAAGCAUCAUACGCAUCAUAGAGAACAUAAAGAGCAUAAGCAUCACGCAGACCAUAAAGAGCAUAAGCAUCACACAGAUCAUAAAGAGCAUAAGCAUCAUUCAGAAAAUACAGAGCAGGCCGAUGAUUGGACCCCUGAAAAGGGACCUCACUCUGAUUUCGAAGGGCCAAAAUAUGGAAGCACAGCUUGUGUUGCAGUAGUCCGUGAAAACACACUGAUUGUUGCAAAUGCUGGUGAUUCUCGCUGUGUAAUAUCUCGAAGUGGUCAGGCAUAUAACAUGUCCAAAGACCACAAGCCUGAACUGAAGAGUGAAAAAGAGAGGAUAUAUGCGGCAGGAGGCUAUAUCUAUGGUGGACGGGUUAAUAGGACACUAAACUUGGCUAGAGCUAUUGGAGAUGCAGAGUUGAAAAGAGAUCAUUCACGGACAGCUGAGGAGCAAAUCGUCACUGCUAAUCCAGAUAUAACAACUGUUGAGCUUGACGGAAAUGAUGAAUUUAUUGUCCUUGCUUGCGAUGGAAUAUGGGAUUGCAUGUCAAGCCAAGAACUCGUGGACUUCGUUCACGAGCAACUGAUCUCUGAAAGUAAACUUUCAGCGGUAAUCGAGAGUGUUUUUGACAAGUGUAUAGCUCCAAAACCUAGCGGAGCGGGAUGUGACAACAUGACCAUGAUCUUAGUGCUCUUUAAGAAUUCUAAUUAUUAUCGAUUUGUCUUUAGUAAAAAACAUCAUCCUCAUCCCUCUCGACACAAUUCCGGGGAUGGUAGCAGUUCAUCGGAACCUUGAUGGAAGUCAUUGUGCAAUAUGUAUGUUCAUCAGAACUUGUUAUCCAAGUGUCCAAGCAGCAUAAUAUCUUCACUUGGUUCACCAACAAGUAAGAAAUGUCUCUGGUGAUGAAUCUUAGAAUCAAAAAAGAGAUAUAGGCAUCUCUCCUUUUUUUUUUUCUUUUUUAUGUAGUGAAAUCUUUUGUCGAUAAUGUAAUUUCUAUACUUUCUGCAAGUUGACAUUUGGUCUUUUCUAAGUGAAUAUUAUGUUUUUACGAGUACUGUUUGUGUUUUUUUUUUUUUGACAGAAUUUUUACGAGUACUGUUGAUUGUAUGGCAAAUGUACAGAAUGGUAGGCUCACCAUAUAUGAUCAUAUUCGAUCUUAUCCAUGUAACUGUACGUCAAAUUAAACUGAUAUAAGAGAGAAUAUUGAAGGAAAAUAUCAAAGAAAAAGUAAAAUGAUUAUUAUAGGCACAAAUUAUUAUGAAGUAAUUUGUGUUUAGAAAGUAAGAGUAAGUUUAUAGGAAUGUUGAAACAAAUUAUAUUUCUCUCUUUCUUUCUUUCCAUCUCUCUCUUCUCAAGCAUCUCUCACUCUCCUUUCCAUCCUCUCCUUCCUCUGCCACUCUCGAAUCCGCCGAGAGUCUCCGUCGCCGACACGAGCUCCGGCCGUCCUCCUCCAUUCCCCAGUCACUAUCAAUUUUCAUAAUCUCAUCAAAACCCCUUCUACAUGUGAGCCCAAUUGUGCAGUAGUUUGCAAACUCCCCAAAUCCAUUUACAACCCUGGCCUUGGUUUGAUUUUUUAUUAUUUAUUUAUAUAUUGUUUUUGGUAGAAACGAAGACUUUGCUCACAGAAAACUUUGUAUUAUGAUUUCUCUGUUAAACUAAAAUAGCCAGAUUUGAACCAUUUCAUCCUCACCUACGAUUUGAAUCACAAAAUUGAUUAAAAACUCGAGUAUUCCUAAUCCCUUUUUCAGAAAUCCCAUGGCUGCAUGUUUGCUUUUUGUGUUUUUUUGUUUUUUUCAGGGAUAUAUAAAAACUAAAGAAAGCUACCGACGAGACUCGGCCAAUGACUCCACGAUUUCGUACGGGAGAGACAGGAUAUCGGUGGUAGCCGAAGAGGAUGGUGGUGACAGCGGUAAUUCCGGGAUCAGAAUGAGAUCCGUGUGUCGGUUUCAGAAAAGAUGCAUUAAUUGUGCCUUAAUUGCGGCGUUAAUAUUUUGUUAAUUGUGCCUUAAUUGAAGGCUUAAUUGUCUUUUUAUGAGUUAUGUUUGUGGAAUAUUUUGACCACAAUUAAGUGUCAUUUAUUGAAGUGUUUUUAUUUUUAAUUAAUUACUAUUUAAUGUUGGUGUAUUUGAAUUGUUUCCAUACUAUUUUAUCUUCAGUGUUUGCUAACUAUUUUUAUUUAAUGUUUAUAAUAUCUUGCAGGUUCAAUGUUAAAUAUUGCACUCUACGGAAUUUUAGAAGUAGCAGAUGGAAAAGGACAUAAGUGUACAAAUCAUUUUAGCAUCGGAGGAUACGAGUUUUAUCUUGUAAUUUCUUUGUAAAGGAUGUAUAUUUGCUUUGUAGAGUACUCUUUUUCCCCCUUGAGUUUUUUUCCCAUCGUGUUUUUA
This is a messenger RNA of Daucus carota subsp. sativus, 2970 nucleotides long. RefSeq names its product probable protein phosphatase 2C 60. The transcript is spliced from 11 exons. Gene Ontology annotation, molecular function: protein serine/threonine phosphatase activity; cation binding. Gene Ontology annotation, biological process: protein dephosphorylation. The record is from RefSeq and is a predicted model, not a curated record. The coding region runs from base 152 to 1381 and encodes 409 amino acids. NCBI's taxonomy places the organism in Eukaryota, Viridiplantae, Streptophyta, Magnoliopsida, Apiales, Apiaceae.